AUGUCGUCGAUGCGACUGAAAUUGGAUUACAUUUGUGUUCAUCCGUAUGAUCACUUGAGCAUAUCACAGAAGACACUUAUGUAGUGCGAUUUAUUUUACCAUUCUAAAGCAAAACCGAAACUGGUUUUGCAUUGAAUGAUGCUGUCGUUGUCGAUAAUUUGACUGUUAUUGACUAAAAAUACGUUUCAGGAGAAAAUAGUGCUAACACUUGUGUAAGAAUUCCAGUGUCUUUGAAUCUACAAUGCAUUCAGGGAGAACGAUUUAUGAUAAUUAAACAUAUCGAUGCUUAAUGAUGCUUUUCGGCACGGGAUUCCUCAUUGUUGGUUAUUUGACAGCGUCUGUGGCUGCAGGGUUUGGCGCAGACGUGGUGAUAUCCUGCUCCCUAGUGGAGGAGGGAGGGGGUUUAGGGGCAAUGAGGGCCGGGGGUGCUCUCUUCUCCCGCACCCCAGCAACACUGGUACUGAGAGACCUGGCUGUGUCCCCUGACCUCUCACCAGAAACCUUGACUCCCUACAACCCCCCAUCUACUCCCGACCCAGAUGAUAUCAUAUUUGAAGCUAAAGUGACAUCGCCUGAAAUCCCAGAAGCUGAUUCACUGCUUCACGCUGACUGCAACGAGCAGGAAGUGACCUGUGAAAUUAGCAGCUACUUGCCCCGAGGAUCUGAAGAGGGUUCAGAACCAGCCUAUUUCAUUGGUUCUGUGCAGCUUGAAGGGGGUGGGAUCAGCCUAACUUUGGUCCUACAGACCCUACCUGUUACUGAUAAGGGGGAGGAGUCUGUAGCCCCGCCUCUACUGCAAAGCAAGCUGAAACUUCCUCUCAGCCAAUCAGGAACCCUUCUAACAGAGGUGGUGUUCGUGGUGUUCUCUCGCUUGCAGUCCCUGGCAGUUCCUCUAGGGGGCGAUGCCCUCUUGGACUGUGGCUUCAAACAGCAGGACCCGUUCCCAUUGCGUGAGGUGGGGCUCGAGUGGCGCUUGCAACACCGAGGGAGCGGGCGGAGAAUUCUGGAGAUGAGGGCUGUGGAGACGGAAGAGGCGCCAACAGUCCACGUGGAGAGGGAGGGGUCGAGCGUGGACCCGGGCCUUGCGCUGGAGGAGGGGAACAUGUCCCUGUCUUUGCAGAAGCUGAAGGUGGUUGACGAGGGCACGUACAUCUGCACUGUGAGCGCUGGGCUGUUCCAGGCACAGCAGAUUGUACAGCUUCACAUCACUCAGCCCCCCCGUGUGUCUCUCUCCGUGGACACAGUGAUAUUUCGGGAUGGGUUGCCCCAGAAAGUGAGCUGUCACUGUGAGCGGUACUACCCACUGGAUGUAGAGGUGGAGUGGCAGUAUCUCCUCCCGACUGCCACGGAGCCUGUCUCUCUCUCCCAAAACGUCUCGCUCUCCAGCCACCGGCAGUACGGCGACGGGACCCUCUCCCUGUCCUCCCACCUUACCCUUCACCCCUUCGCGUUGCCCCCUGGGACGACGGUCACUUGCCUCGUCUCGCAUAGCUCCUUGGAAACGCCAGUCUCUCUCAGCUUGACGGUGUCAGAGCCUGAGCCAGCAGAGACAUCCUACUUGAUGAUGGUGGGUCUGUUGGCGGCAACGCUGUUGUUUCUCUACUUCGUGCUGAGAUAG
Molecule: messenger RNA, 1618 nt
Organism: Megalops cyprinoides (Indo-Pacific tarpon)
Lineage: Eukaryota; Metazoa; Chordata; Actinopteri; Elopiformes; Megalopidae
Gene: tapbpl
Product: TAP binding protein like
Exons: 8
Coding region: 290-1618 (442 amino acids)
Biological process (GO): antigen processing and presentation of endogenous peptide antigen via MHC class I
Cellular component (GO): membrane
Source: RefSeq, a predicted model, not a curated record